Molecule: messenger RNA, 525 nt
Organism: Drosophila eugracilis
Lineage: Eukaryota; Metazoa; Arthropoda; Insecta; Diptera; Drosophilidae
Exons: 1
Coding region: 56-385 (109 amino acids)
Source: RefSeq, a predicted model, not a curated record
UGUCUUUUUCAAAUAGUGCUGCCUCAAUUGCGUUGAAAAAUUGGAGCAGAUCACAAUGCUUAAAUCAAAAUAUUCCGGACACUCGCUUAGUGCUUGUCAGCAGAGCGUUCAACAGAUAGCAGGGAAGGAUUCUCAGGAUGCUGGUCUAAGCCUUUGCGGAAAGCCCAGUUUCCUCGUCUGUCGAGGGAGGAAGUCCUCCGGUCUAACCGAAGUCGACAGCUUCACCGAUCUCAGUCAGCCCCAACGCCUCGCUCUUCAGCAGACCAAUUUGAAAAUCCAGGGUAUUAUAAAGCUCCAGCAGCACAUCAUCGAGCUGGUGGAUGAUGUCGACAAGAAAAUCGCAGGUGAGAAGAGCUCCAGGAAGAUGGAUGACUCGGAAAGUUAGGUGACCAUCUUCUUGUGGUUCUUUUUCCAAAUUCUGAAAUUAAGCAGAGUAACUCCUGAGGUCAAGGCUGACGACUAUUGUUGAUCUGCUGCGAUUCAAUUGGCUUUAUCAUUUUGUUUUCAGUAAAUAUUUAUACGUAA